This is a messenger RNA of Lucilia cuprina (Australian sheep blowfly), 1437 nucleotides long. Its product is annotated as mpv17-like protein 2. NCBI's taxonomy places the organism in Eukaryota, Metazoa, Arthropoda, Insecta, Diptera, Calliphoridae. The coding region runs from base 254 to 841 and encodes 195 amino acids. Gene Ontology annotation, cellular component: membrane; cytoplasm. The transcript has a single exon. Gene Ontology annotation, biological process: mitochondrial ribosome assembly. The record is from RefSeq and is a predicted model, not a curated record.
AAUAUUUAUUUUCAUUCAUUCACAAAAUAUUCUUCUUCGUUAAUUUAAGUGUUAAAUUUUGUUCUAAUAUAGAAAAUAUACUAAUUAAAACUAAAUUUACCUUAAGUACUAUUAGCUUGCGCACCGCGGGGUGUGUUGUAGCAGCAGUGAAAGGCAAAGAAAGUAAAAGUUUUAGUGAAAAUUCAAUUAUACAAUCGGUCAUAAAUAAAAAUUUGCAAAAACGGCUUCUCGAAUUUCUUUGCAAUACAAUAAAAUGUUAGUAAUUUUAAGAGCUGCUUUAAAAAAUGUUGCUAAAACAAAUGCUGUGAGAGUUAUAAAGAAAUUCCACCACAAAGCUUUCAGUGAUAAAUAUUUGUUAGUAACAAAUGUUGCCAUUUCCCUGAGUCUUAGUUCGGCCGGAGAUGUGCUAGAACAGCAAUAUGAAAAAUAUUGUGGAGAAAUCGAAAAAUGGGAUCGUACUCGUACAUCUCACAUGGCGGUGUCCGGCAUGACAGUGGGUAUUAUCUGUCAUUAUUGGUAUCAAUUUUUGGAUGCUCGUUUGCCGGGCCGUUCUAUACGCAUGGUGGCCAAGAAAAUUUUCCUGGAUCAAGUUAUUUGCUCGCCCGUUUAUAUCUCUGCCUUUUUUGUUACUUUGGGCAUCUUGGAACGCAAAUCUGCGGAAGAAGUGUGGGAAGAAAUGAAAGAGAAAGCCUGGAAAUUGUAUGCUGCUGAAUGGAUGAUUUGGCCGGUGGCACAAUUUGUUAAUUUCUAUUGGUUACCUUUAAAAUAUCGUAUAUUUUAUGAUAAUAUUAUAAGUUUAGGUUACGACGUUUAUACUUCACAAGUUAAACAUACAAAUUAAAAUUCGUUAUUAUAUAGUUUUUAUAAAAUUAUUUUACUUUGUUAAAUUUAGUAGCGUGUAAACUUUAAAGAGGCUUUGCUAGAGUGAUGGUUGUGUUUUUAAUUUAUAAUUUUAAACCCAAAGUAACAAAAUACCUCAAAAAUACACAAUCGAUGUCGUAUCGUUGUAAGUCGUUUUCAAAUACAAUUUUUUUAACAAAAAAAAAUCAAAAAUAAAAAAUUACGACAUACUACGAUACAACCGUACAACACCGAUUGUGAUUUGGACAAAUAUAUACAUAUACAAUAGAUUUAACGAAACCCUUGUAUUUAUGUUGUAUAGAAAAUCCUGAUAAACAGUUAAACUGUUGUAAAAUCUUUUUGGUAUAUUUUUUAAAAAUAAAGAAAAACUAAACAAAUUGAUAAAAAUGUUACUAUUAUUUAAUGUAAAGUAAACAAAAGGAAAAUAAGCCUUAAAAAUAAUUAAUUCCUAAUCCAAAAAUUUAUUUUUAAUAAUAAAUUAAUUUGUACAAAACAGAUUUAUACUAAAUCUGGUGACCAUACGAUAAAUUCACAGUUCUUUGAAAAUAAUAAACCAUCCUUUUUGUGUUUUGCUUU